Molecule: messenger RNA, 585 nt
Organism: Paramuricea clavata
Lineage: Eukaryota; Metazoa; Cnidaria; Anthozoa; Malacalcyonacea; Plexauridae
Source: the annotation of a GenBank genome assembly
GUUGAGGCAGGUUUUUCUGAGAUGGAGCAAUCUUAUCAGAUUUUUACCAAAACGAGAUUUAAGAAAGGUGACCAGGUAUUUAUAAACUAUGGCCCUCACAGCAACAGAAAACUCCUUGCAGAGUAUGGUUUUAUUCUGCCUUAUAAUUGCCACAAUUCUGUCAAAAUUGAUCCCAAACUUGUUUACGAGGUUGUAUCUAAACAUUAUGGGCACAUAUCUAAGAGAAAACAUGAUAUUAUCAGAAAAUAUAACCUGGAAGAUACAUAUUAUUGUUCACCAAAUGGUUUGUCAUGGAGCUUAGAGACAGCAUUGAAAAUACUAAGUUCAAAUGAAACGAUCAUUCAGCAAAAAUCUUUGCAUAUUGAUUCUUUACAAUUGUCAACUGAAAACGAAAAUUUAGUUCGGGUAUUUUCAAAGGAAAUUUUGAAGUUCAUUUUGGUUGGGUAUCGUAAGGAUGUUGCAAGGAUUUGGUCAAGUCCUGAUGACAGAGAUGAUUGUUUAUCAGAGAGAAUGGGACAAUUGAUAGCAUUGUUAAAGCAAGAAAUGAAUAUUAUUCAAAAUGCUUUAGUCUCAUUGGAAGAAUAA